This is a messenger RNA of Cololabis saira (Pacific saury), 3268 nucleotides long. It is a transcript of the gene chgb, whose product is annotated as chromogranin B. The transcript is spliced from 7 exons. The record is from RefSeq and is a predicted model, not a curated record. Lineage: Eukaryota; Metazoa; Chordata; Actinopteri; Beloniformes; Belonidae. Gene Ontology annotation, cellular component: secretory granule. The coding region runs from base 96 to 2990 and encodes 964 amino acids.
CUGGCACACAGUCAGCGCAGCUCUCUCCUGCUGCUGCGGAGGGACGGAGCCGCUCUGCUCAAACCUUCUCCCGGGUUUACUUUCACCUCGUCGAGAUGAGGCUCAUCUUUGUCCUGGUUGCAGCUCUGCUGACAGAAAGUCUGACGCUUCCAGUGGGCAGAGAAGGACAACGAGAAGACGUGGUAUGCUUUUCUGAGGUAAAACGGUGUUUGGUUGAAGUCCUGUCCCAAGCUCUCUCCACACCGGUCUCUCCUUUGGAUCAGCAAUGCAAAGACAUUCUCCAAUCAGGUAUCAAACAUGCUGCACUGGACAAGAAGAGUGCAGAGGGGAUUUUAAACCAAGAAGAAGUCAUCAAAAGUCCCAAUAAAGAGCCAACGCCGAAAGCAGCGGAUGUGAAAGACAUUGAGGCCCUCCUGAAAUCUGUGGAGGAAAAAAGACAAACUGCUGAAGAUGAGCGCAGCCAAGAGUCCUGGAGUCUGGGUGACGAGAAGGAAAAGAAGCAAGGGGAGGAAGAGGGAGAACCACGGGAAAAAAGAAGUGGCUGGAGGCCUGGAAGAGUCCACCAGAGGAAACACAAACGAGGAGGAGAAGGAGAAGAAGAAGACUACGAACGCAGUCAGGAGAGUUGGGGUGGGCUGGAAAAGAGAUCAGAGGAAGAAGAGGAGGAUGAUGUAAGUGAAGAAAGAGAGAAGAGGAGCUGGAGGCCUGGAAGAUACUACCAAAAAAGACAUAAACGAGAUGAGGGAGAGAGGGAAGAGCCAGAGGAAGAACGUAGCCAGGAAUCCUGGGAUGUAGACAAAAGGCAGGGAGAUGAAAAUGAGGAAGAGAGAUACAAGCGCGUUUGGAAGCCGACACAUCGCUAUCAUCACAAGAAAAAGCUCCAGAAACGUAGUGAUGAGCCAUCGGAGGGUGAGGGAUAUGAAGACCGUAGCCAGGAAACAUGGGAUGUUGACAAGAGGGAGUGGAGGAAUGGCAGGCACCAUGCCAGGAGACCCAAACGGGAUGAAGAGCUUCCAGAAGAAGCCAGGGAGGAACCGGAGGAAGAACGUAGUCAGGAAACAUGGGAUAUUGACAAGAGGGAGUGGAGGAAUGGCAGGCACCACGCCAGGAGACCCAAACGGGAUGAAGAGCUUGCAGAGGAACCCAGAGAGGAGCCAGAAGAAGAACGUAGUCAGGAAACAUGGGAUGUUGACAAGAGGGAGUGGAGGAACGGCAGGCACCAUGCCAGGAGACCCAAACGGGAUGAAGAGCUUCCAGAAGAAGCAAGGGAGGAACCGGAUGAAGAACGUAGCCAGGAAUCAUGGGCUAUUGACAAGAGGGAGUGGAGGAAUGGCAGGCACCAUGCCAGGAGACCCAAACGGGAUGAAGAGCUUGCAGAGGAACCCAAAGAGGAGCCAGAGGAAGAACGGAGUCAGGAAACAUGGGAUGUUGACAAGAGGGAGUGGAGGAAUGGCAGGCGCCAUGCCAGGAGACCCAAACGGGAUGAAGAGCUUGCAGAAGAAGCCAGGGAGGAACCAGAUGAAGAACGGAGUCAGGAAACAUGGGAUAUUGACAAGAGGGAGUGGAGGAAUGGCAGGCACCAUGCCAGGAGACCCAAACGGGAUGAAGAGCUUGCAGAAGAAGCCAGGGAGGAACCAGAUGAAGAACGGAGUCAGGAAACAUGGGAUAUUGACAAGAGGGAGUGGAGGAAUGGCAGGCACCAUGCCAGGAGACCCAAACGGGAUGAAGAGCUUGCAGAAGAAGCAAGGGAGGAACCAGAUGAAGAACGGAGUCAGGAAACAUGGGAUAUUGACAAGAGGGAGUGGAGGAAUGGCAGGCACCAUGCCAGGAGACCCAAACGGGAUGAAGAGCUUGCAGAAGAAGCCAGGGAGGAACCGGAUGAAGAACGUAGUCAGGAAACAUGGGACGUUGACAAGAGGGAGUGGAGGAAUGGCAGGCACCAUGCCAGGAGACCCAAACGGGAUGAAGAGCUUGCAGAGGAACCCAGAGAGGAGCCAGAGGAAGAACGUAGUCAGGAAACAUGGGAUAUUGACAAGAGGGAGUGGAGGAACGGCAGGCACCAUGCUAGGAGACCCAAACGGGAUGAAGAGCUUCCAGAAGAAGCCAGGGAGGAACCGGAUGAAGACCGUAGCCAGGAAACAUGGGAUAUUGACAAGAGGGAGUGGAGGAACGGCAGGCGCCAUGCCAGGAGACCCAAACGGGAUGAAGAGCUUCCAGAAGAAGCCAGGGAGGAACCGGAUGAAGAAAGAAGCCAGGAAUACUGGGAUUUUGCUACUGGAAGAGAGAAGAGGGACUGGAGAGCUGGCAGGCACCACCAGAGGAGACACAAACGUGAUGAAGAGCUCGCAGAGGAACCCAGAGAGGAGCCAGAGGAAGAGCGAAGCCAGGAAUACUGGGAUUUCGAUACUGGAAGAGAAAAGAGGGACUGGAGGGCUGGCAGGCACCACCAGAGGAGACACAAACGUGAUGAAGAGCUCGCAGAGGAACCCAGAGAGGAGCCAGAGGAAGAACGGAGUCAAGAAUACUGGAAUUUUGACAAAAGACACGGCAAAGAGGACGGUGAAAUAGAAAAGCGCGUAUGGAAACCAACACACCGAUACCACCAUAAAAAGAAACUUCACAAGCGUAAUGAAGGAUCGUCAGAAGAAGAGGGAGAACAGAGGGGGGAUUCAGAAGAGUACGCAGAAGAGACAAAGGACAGAGAUGAAGCCCUGAGGUAUUUGGCCGAGAAACGCAAUCCCUGGAUUUACAGAGGCUUCUACCACCCGGCUUGGUUUAAAAGGGAUGCAGCUGAACAUGAUCCAGCAUCAAACAAGAUGGAUGAACUGGCCAGAUUGCUGAGCUACAAGAUAAACCAGCUGUCUAACCACUCCACUCAAGAGGAGGCAAAGAGAGGGCUUUCUCCACACCAGGAGAAGGAGCUAGAAAACCUGGCAGCAAUGGACAUGGAGCUGCAGAAGAUUGCAGCCAAGUUGCACGACAAGGUGUAAUCCAGCAUUUUUUAGACAAAUCAGCUGAAACAGUGAAUAUCAGUGAAUUAAACUAACUGAUUGUCUGCCUAAUUAAGUGUCAACAGUGUUAAAAGUGAUGAAGCCUUGCCAUAAACUUCGUUUUUUGUGAUAUUUUGAUGUUAUUGAAACAGCAUGGGAAUGGCUUGGGUGUUUAUAUAGUCAGAGAAAUGUGAAAAUACAAAUAUUAAAAGAAAUAUAUAAUUAAAACAUGAUUGAGAGCUUGUUCUGUUUGCAUUCAAUAAAAGAAGUUACUCUGG